Molecule: messenger RNA, 2035 nt
Organism: Salvia miltiorrhiza (redroot sage)
Lineage: Eukaryota; Viridiplantae; Streptophyta; Magnoliopsida; Lamiales; Lamiaceae
Product: pentatricopeptide repeat-containing protein At1g12620-like
Exons: 2
Coding region: 71-1651 (526 amino acids)
Molecular function (GO): protein binding
Source: RefSeq, a predicted model, not a curated record
ACCCUUCUUUCUCGCAAGCGCCGCCCAACACUCUCCCUUUCUUCACAUUAAAUCUCACCGCCAAUUAAGGAUGAUGAGCAGAAGAGCUGCUGUUUCUGCAAUCGAUCUCAUUCAUGGAAGAGUAUUUCUCAAUCGAUGGUCGCAUAAAUCGGGUAUUCUCUCUCCUCCAUUCUCUCUCUUCUCUUCCAAGGCUUUUCAACCUAAGCAGCCCAGAAUCGAUUUCAAUUGUGUUAAAAAGCUUGACGAUGCUAUUGAAUUGUUUCAAAAAAUGAAGAGUAUGCAGCCGAAGCCUUCUUUUCUAAUGUACAACAAUCUUUUGAGUGUUACUGCAAAGAUUGAGCAAUACUCUUUUGCCCUUGAUGUGUUCGAUGAAAUGCUUAGGAUAGGUGUCCCGGUUAAUGAGUACACAAUGACAAUUGCGGUUAACUGUUGUUGUCUCUUGAAAGAUAUGAACUCUGGUUUUUCUAUAAUGGGAUUCUUUUUCAAGAUCGGUUAUGAACCAAAUGUCGCGACUAUAGGCACUCUCAUUAAAGGAUUAUUUUUAGAUAAUAAGGAGGCCGAAGCUGUGAAAUUGUUCGAAAAGGUUCUGCAUUUGAAUCUUUGCAAGCCAAAUGGUGUUAUGAUUCUGCAUGUAAUAGAUGGGUUGUGCAAAGUUGGACAUGUCAUUGCAGCCCGUGAAUGGCUUCUUAGAUUAGAAAGUAGUGGGUGGAGAGCCGAUGUUUGGUGUUAUAGUGCGUUAAUUGAUGGAUUCUGCAAAGGUGGAAUGGUUGAUGAUGCUUUCAAACUCGUAUCCAUGAUGGUUGGGAAGGGUAUUGCGCCCAACGUCUUCACUUAUAAUGCACUUAUUGAGGGGUUUUGUUUGAAAGGUGAAACCGAGAGAGCAAAGCAACUAUUUGAUUCUAUGAUAGUGAGGGGCCUUAAACCCAAUAUUGUUAGCUAUGGUAGCUUAAUCAAUGGAUAUUGCAAGAGGGGGAGCCUCGAUGAAGCUUGGCUUCUUUUUCUUGAAAUUCCGGGUAAAGGUUUGAAGCAUGAUGCACAUACUUAUAAUACCAUGAUACAUGCAUUAUUAAGGAAAGACAGAUUUGUAGAGGGCUGGAAGCUUUUUGAGGAUAUGGAAGCUGAACAAGUACAUCCCGACUUGCAUACUUAUAGUAUAUUAUUGGAUGGGCUCUGUAGGAAUGGAGAGAUUGAGGAAGCUCUUUCGUUACUGUCCGUGAUUGAAGUGAAAGGAUUUACUCCUGAUAUAGUCACGUACAGCACCCUCAUUGAUGGGUUAUGCAAAAAUGGAAAACUCAACGUUGCAAGAGAUCUUUUCAAUCAAAUUCCUUCUAAAGGUUUGCAACCUGAUGUUUGGACAUACAGUAUCAUCAUUUAUUCACUUUGUCAAGAAGGAUCUAUGGAGGAGGUAGAACGUUUGCUUGUAGAGAUGAAAAACCGUGGCUGUGAGCCUAAUCAUGUGACAUACAACAUUAUCAUCCGGAGUUUGCUAAAGCAAAAUGAGCUUCACAAGGCAAUAUCAUUCAUGGAAGAAAUGCGCCAAAAGGGAUUCUCAUCAGAUUCUCCAACCUCUUCGGUGCCAAGUGAACAGAGUGGAGAUGAUUUCUUUCUCAAAUUGAUGAAUGACCUCGCCCCAAAGGAUAUUGUUUCAUAGUCCAUUUCUUCUUCAUAUAUGAGGGCGAGCAUUCGUGCAGCCUAAGAUCCAAAGGAUUCUGUCUCAGAGCUGCAAACCUGAGUUUGAUUCUUUAUAUGCUUGAAAUGACUUGUUUUAGUUGGUGAGAUCAGUGAGCCAGUUGCGUUGUUUAGCCGUGAUGAACGAGUUGUGCAGGAACCAGAAGAGUCGAGCUGUUGGUGAUCUUUUUUCAAUGGCUCGUGCAGUUUAAGGUUAGAUGGAAUGAUGUGAAAUAGGAAAUUCUGUUUAUUAGUUUUUGAUUUGAUCACUUUUAAUACAUUGGUAGAUUUGUUGUGCAAAAAUAGGAAAUUUGAUGAGGCUGAAAUGUUUUCUAACCUAUUGUGAGAAUGAAAGUUAUUUUUUUCA